AUGGACAGUCAGAAGCCGUCUGGUGAAGACAAAGAUUCAGAACCAGCAGCUGAUGGACCAGCAGCCUCUGAGGAGUCAGGUGCCGCUGAGCCAGACCUUCCCAAACCACAUGUGGGGGAGGUCUCUGUCCCCAGUUCUGGAGUUCCCAGGCUUCCGGAUCCUGCCCAGGACUGCAGUGGAGGGCCAGUGCGGCGUUGUGCUCUCUGUAACUGCGGGGAGCCCAGUCUGCAUGGGCAGCGGGAGCUACGGCGCUUUGAGUUGCCAUUUGACUGGCCUCGGUGUCCAGUGGUUUCUUCUGGUGGGGACUCAGGGCCCAAUGAACCAGCGUUAUCCAGUGAAGACCUAUCACAGAUUGGUUUCCCUGAGGGCCUGACACCAGCUCAUCUAGGUGAACCCGGAGGACCCUGCUGGGCUCACCAUUGGUGUGCUGCGUGGUCAGCAGGUGUCUGUGGGCAGGAGGGCCCAGAAUUAUGUGGUGUGGACAAGGCCAUCUUCUCAGGGAUCUCACAGCGCUGUUCCCACUGCACCCGGCUUGGUGCCUCCAUCCCUUGCCGCUCACCUGGAUGUCCACGGCUUUACCACUUUCCCUGCGCAACUGCCAGUGGUUCCUUCUUAUCCAUGAAGACACUGCAGCUGCUAUGCCCAGAGCACAGUGAGGGGGCCGCGCAUCUGGAGGAAGCUCGUUGUGCAGUAUGUGAGGGGCCAGGGGAGUUGUGUGACCUCUUCUUCUGUACCAGCUGUGGGCAUCACUAUCAUGGGGCCUGCUUGGAUACUGCUCUGACUGCCCGUAAGCGUGCUGGCUGGCAGUGCCCUGAAUGCAAAGUGUGCCAAGCCUGCAGGAAACCUGGGAAUGACUCUAAGAUGUUGGUCUGUGAGACAUGUGACAAAGGAUACCAUACCUUCUGCCUAAAACCACCCAUGGAGGAAUUGCCAGCUCACUCUUGGAAGUGUAAGGCAUGCCGGGUAUGUCGAGUCUGUGGGGCAGGCUCAGCAGAGCUAAAUCCCAACUCCGAAUGGUUUGAGAACUACUCACUCUGUCACCGCUGUCACAAAGCCCAGGGAGGUCAGCCUAUUGGUCCUACUGCUGAGCAGCAUCCUCUUGUCUGUAGCAGAUUCUCACCUCCAGAGCCUGGUGAUACCCCCACUGAUGAAUGCAGUGCUCUGUACAUUGCAUGCCAAGGGCAGCCAAAGGGUGGGCAUGUGACCUCUAUGCAAUCCAAGGAACCGGGGCUCCUGCAAUGUGAAGCCAAACCACUAGGGAGAACAGGGGCCCAACUUGAGCCCCGGUUGGAGGCCCCCCUUAAUGAGGAGAUGCCACUGCUGCCCCUACCAGAGGAGUCACCCCUGUCCCCUCCACCUGAAGAAUUACCCACGUCCCCACCGCCUGAGGCAUCGCGCCUGUCCCCACCGCCUGAGGAAUCACCCCUCUCUCCACCGCCUGAGGAAUCUCCCCUACCUGAAUCGUCAUCCUUUUCUCCACUUGAGGAGUCACCCUUCUCUCCACCAGAAGAGUCUCCUCCAUCACCCCCAGUUGAGACACCCUUGUCCCCACCACCUGAAACAGCACCCCAACCAUUUGAGGAGUCUCCUCUGUCUCCCCCACCUGAAGAAUUGCCCACUUCCCCACCUCCUGAAGCGUCUCGCCUGUCUCCACCACCUGAGGAAUCACCUAUGUCUCCUCCACCUGAAGAGUCACCCAUGUCUCCACCACCUGAGGCAUCUCGUCUGUUCCCACCAUUUGAAGAAUCUCCUCUUUCUCCUCCACCUGAAGAGUCUCCUCUCUCCCCACCACCUGAGGCAUCACGUUUGUCCCCACCACCUGAGGACUCACCCAUGUCCCCACCCCUUGAAGACUCCCCUAUGUCACCCCCACCUGAGGUGUCACGCUUGUGCCCCCUGCCUGAGGUGUCACGCUUAUCUCCACCACCUGAGGAGUCUCCCCUGUCCCCUCCACCUGAGGAGUCUCCCACAUCCCCUCCACCUGAGGCUUCUCGUCUGUCCCCACCACCUGAAGAUUCACCCAUGUCCUUGCCACCUGAAGACUCACCUGCUUCCCCACCACCAGAGGGCUUGCUCACGUCCCUACCACGGGAAGAAUCACACCAGUCACCACUGCCUGAGGAGCCACGUAUCUGCCUCCGGCCUGAGGAGCCAAAGUUCUGUCCUCGGCCUGAAGAGCUGCAGUUCUGUCAUCGGCCUGAACCUCACCUGUCCCCUGCACCUGAAGAAUUUCACCUGUCCUCUGCACCUGAGGAGCCACACCUGUCCCCUCGGACUGAGGAGCCUCGCCUGUCCCCCCGGCCUGAAGGGCCUCACCUGUCCCCCCGGCCUGAGGAGCCUCACUUGUCCUCCCGGCCUGAGGAGCACCCCCUGUCCCCCCAGCCUGAAGGGCCUUGCCUGUCCCCCCAGCCUGAGGGGCCCUGUCUUUCCCCACGGCCUGAGGGGCCUCUACUGUCCCCUCGGCCUGAGGAGCCUCACCUGUCUCCCCGGUCUGAGGAGCCUCACCUGUCCCCUGUACCAGAGGAGUUGUGCCUAUCCUCUGUACGUGAAGAGCCACACAUAUCCCCUCAACCUGAAGAACCUCCUGAGGAACCAGGCUUGUGUCCUACACCUCAGGAGUUGCCCUUAUUACCCCUGUCUGGGGAACCACCCUUGUCUACUCUGCUUGGGGAGUCAGCCCUACCUGAGCCUGAGGAACCACCUCUAUCGCCUCUGCCUGAAGGUCUACCCAUGUCUCCAUCUCGGGAGCCAUCCCUGUCACCUCAGCAGAUGCCACCAGAACCUCUUCCUCCUCCACUCUCACCCAUUAUCACGGCUGUGGCCCCACCAGCCCUGUCUCCUUUGGGGGAGUUAGAGUACCCCUUUGGAGCCAAAGGGGACAGUAACCCUGAGUCACCAUUGGCUGCCCCUAUCCUAGAGACACCCAUAAGCCCUCCACCAGAAGCAAAUUGCACUGACCCUGAACCUGUACCCCCGAUGAUCCUUCCUCCAUCUCCAGGCUCCCCAGUGAGAUCAGCCUCCCACAUCCUAAUGGAGCCCCUUCCUCCUCAGUGUUCUCCACGCCUUCAGCAUUCUCAGCCUCCCUGCAGUUCUCCUCCUUCGCACUGUUCCCCUCCUGCUCUGCCACUGUCCAUCCCCUCCCCGCUGAGUCCCAUGGAAAAGACAAUGGAUGUCUCAGCUGAGGUUGAGCCACAGGAGAUGGAGACUGAGAAAAACCUGGAACCUGAGUGCCCAGCUUUGGAGCCCAGUCCUACCAGCCCUCUCCCUUCCCCUAUGGAGGACCUGUCCUGCCCGGCUCCCAGCCCUGCCCCAGCGCUGGAUGACUUCUCUGGCCUGGGGGAAGACACAGCUCCUCUCGAUGGGACUGACACUCCUGGUUCACAUCCAGAAGCUGGACAGACCCCUGGCAGUUCAACAGCUUGUGAACUUAAGGGUUCCCCUGUGCUCCUAGACCCCGAGGAGCUGACUCCUGUGACCCCUAUGGAGGUCUAUGGUCCAGAAUGCAAGCAGGCCGGGCAGAGCUCACCUUGUGAGAUGCAGGAGGAGCCACGUGCUCCAGUGGCACCUACCCCACCUGCUCUCAUCAAAUCUGACAUUGUCAAUGAGAUCUCCAAUCUGAGUCAGGGUGAUGCCAGUGCUAGUUUUCCUGGCUCAGAGCCGCUGCUGGGUUCACCUGAUCCUGAGGGGGGUGGCUCCCUGUCUAUGGAGCUGGGAGUAUCUACAGAUGUUAGCCCAGCCCGAGAUGAGGGUUCCUUGCGGCUGUGUACUGACUCACUGCCAGAGACUGAUGACUCGCUAUUGUGUGAAGCUGGGACAACUGUCAGCGGAGGCAAGGCCGAGGGGGACAAGGGCAGGCGACGCAGUUCUCCUGCCCGUUCUCGCAUUAAGCAGGGACGCAGCAGUAGUUUCCCAGGAAGACGUCGGCCUCGUGGAGGAGCACAUGGAGGACGUGGGAGAGGACGUGCCCGACUAAAGUCAACUACUUCUUCCAUUGAGACUCUGGUAGUUGCUGAUAUCGAUAGUUCUCCCAGCAAGGAGGAAGAAGAAGAAGAUGAUGACACCAUGCAAAAUACUGUGGUUCUCUUCUCCAACACAGACAAAUUUGUCUUAAUGCAGGACAUGUGUGUGGUGUGUGGCAGCUUUGGCCGGGGAGCAGAGGGCCACCUUCUUGCCUGCUCCCAGUGCUCUCAGUGCUAUCACCCUUACUGUGUUAACAGCAAGAUCACCAAAGUGAUGCUGCUGAAGGGCUGGCGGUGUGUGGAGUGCAUUGUUUGUGAGGUGUGUGGCCAGGCCUCCGACCCUUCACGCCUGUUGCUCUGUGAUGACUGUGACAUUAGCUACCAUACGUACUGUCUGGAACCCCCACUCCUCACCGUGCCAAAAGGUGGCUGGAAGUGCAAGUGGUGUGUCUCUUGUAUGCAGUGUGGAGCAGCUUCCCCUGGCUUCCACUGUGAAUGGCAGAAUAGUUAUACACACUGCGGGCCUUGUGCUAGCUUGGUGACCUGCCCUGUCUGUCAUGCACCGUACGUGGAAGAGGACCUCCUAAUCCAGUGCCGACACUGUGAACGGUGGAUGCACGCUGGAUGUGAGAGCCUCUUCACAGAGGAAGAAGUUGAGCAGGCUGCAGAUGAGGGCUUUGACUGUGUCUCAUGUCAGCCUUAUGUGAUAAAGCCUGCGGCACCUGUUGCACCCCCAGAGUUGGUGCCCAUGAAAGUGAAAGAGCCAGAGCCCCAGUACUUUCGCUUUGAGGGUGUGUGGCUGACAGAAACUGGCAUGGCUGUUCUGCGCAACCUGACGUUGUCACCUCUGCACAAGCGGCGCCAGCGGCGUGGGCGGCCCGGACUCCCAGGGGAGGCAGGCCUGGAAGGUUCCGAGCCCUCAGAUACCCUUGGCCCUGAGGACAAGAAGGAUGGGGACCUGGACACUGACGAACUUAUCAAGGGUGAAGGUGGUGUAGAGCAUAUGGAGUGUGAGAUUAAACUGGAGGGUCCUGUCAGCCCUGAUGUGGAGCCUGGCAAAGAGGAGACUGAGGAAAGCAAAAAACGCAAGCGCAAACCAUAUCGACCUGGCAUUGGAGGCUUCAUGGUGCGACAGAGGAAAUCCCACACACGUGUGAAAAAGGGGCCUGCAGCACAGGCCGAGGUGUUGAGUGGUGAUGGGCAGCCCGAUGAGGUGAUGCCUGCUGAACUACCUGCAGAGAGCUCCAUGGAGCAGAGCUUAGUUGAUGGGGAUGAGAAGAAGAAGCAGCAGCGGCGAGGGCGCAAGAAGAGCAAGCUAGAGGACAUGUUCCCUGCCUACCUGCAGGAAGCCUUUUUUGGGAAGGAGCUGCUAGACCUGAGUCGUAAGACCCUUUUUGCAGUUGGGGUGAACCGGCCAAGCCUUGGAAUAGGAACCCCAAAAGCCAAAGGAGAUGGAGGCACAGAAAGGAAGGAGCCACCUACUUUACAGAAAGGAGAUGAUGGUCCAGAUGUUGCAGAUGAAGAGUCACGUGGCAUCGAGGGCAAGGCUGAUACACCAGGACCUGAGGAUGGGGGCGUAAAGGCAUCCCCAGUGCCCAGUGAUCCCGAGAAGCCAGGCACCCCGGGUGAAGGGAUGCUUAGCUCUGACUUAGACAGGAUUUCCACAGAAGAGUUGCCGAAGAUGGAAUCGAAGGACCUACAGCAGCUGUUCAAGGAUGUUCUAGGUUCGGAACGAGAGCAGCAUCUGGGUUGUGGAACUCCUGGCCUAGAUGGCAGCCGUACACCACUGCAGAGGCCCUUUGUCCAAAGUGGACUUCCUUUGGGCAAUCUUCCUUCUAACAGCCCAAUGGACUCCUAUCCUGGCCUCUGCCAGUCCCCGUUCCUGGAUAGUAGGGAGCGCGGGGGCUUCUUCAGCCCGGAACCCGGCGAGCCAGACAGCCCAUGGACAGGCUCAGGAGGCACUACGCCCUCCACCCCCACCACCCCCACCACAGAGGGAGAAGGCGAUGGACUCUCCUAUAACCAGCGGAGUCUUCAGCGCUGGGAGAAGGAUGAGGAGUUGGGCCAGCUCUCUACCAUCUCACCUGUGCUCUAUGCCAACAUUAACUUUCCCAAUCUUAAGCAAGAUUACCCAGAUUGGUCUAGCCGAUGCAAACAAAUCAUGAAACUCUGGAGAAAGGUUCCAGCUGCUGACAAAGCUCCCUACCUGCAAAAGGCCAAAGAUAAUCGGGCAGCUCACCGCAUUAAUAAGGUGCAAAAGCAGGCUGAGAGCCAGAUCAACAAGCAGACCAAGGUGGGCGACAUAGCCCGUAAGACUGACCGACCGGCCCUACAUCUCCGCAUUCCCCCCCAGCCAGGGGCACUGGGCAGUCCGCCCCCUGCUGCUGCCCCCACCAUUUUCAUUGGCAGUCCCACUACCCCCGCCGGCUUGUCUACCUCUGCGGACGGGUUCCUGAAGCCACCGGCAGGCACGGUGCCCGGCCCCGACUCGCCCGGUGAGCUCUUCCUCAAGCUCCCACCCCAGGUGCCCGCCCAAGUGCCUUCGCAGGACCCCUUUGGACUGGCCCCCGCCUACGCCCUGGAGCCCCGCUUCCCCACGGCACCACCUGCCUAUUCCCCUUAUCCUAGCCCAACUGGGGCCCCUGCACAGCCCCCAACGAUGGGCACAUCGUCUCGUCCUGGGACUGGUCAGCCAGGAGAAUUCCACAUGACCCCACCUGGCACUCCCCGACACCAGCCUUCCACCCCUGACCCCUUCCUCAAACCCCGCUGCCCAUCAUUGGACAACCUGGCUGUGCCUGAGAGCCCAGGGGUAGGGGGAGGCAAGACUUCUGAGCCUCUUCUCUCUCCCCCACCUUUUGGGGAGUCCCGGAAGGCACUAGAGGUGAAGAAGGAAGAGCUGGGGGCAGCCUCUCCUAGCUAUGGACCGCCAAACUUGGGUUUUGUUGAUUCACCCUCCUCAGGCCCCCACCUAGGUGGUCUAGAAUUAAAGGCACCUGAUGUCUUCAAAGCCCCUCUCACCCCUCGGGCAUCUCAGGUAGAGCCCCAGAGCCCGGGUUUGGGACUACGGUCCCAGGAGCUUCCUCCUGCCCAGGCUUUGGCCCCUUCUCCCCCUAGCCACUCGGACAUCUUUCGUCCUGGCCCUUAUCCUGACCCCUAUGCCCAGCCCCCACUGACUCCUCGGCCCCAGCCCCCACCCUCUGAGAGCUGCUGUGCCCUGCCCCCUCGCUCACUGCCCUCUGAUCCUUUCUCCCGAGUCCCUGCCAGUCCUCAGUCCCAGUCCAGCUCCCAGUCUCCGUUGACACCCCGUCCUCUAUCUGCUGAGGCUUUCUGCCCAUCUCCCGUUACCCCUCGCUUUCAGUCUCCUGACCCUUACUCUCGCCCACCCUCACGUCCUCAGUCCCGUGACCCAUUUGCCCCAUUGCAUAAGCCACCCCGACCCCAGCCCCCUGAAGUUGCCUUCAAGGGUGGGCCUCUAGCUCACACUCCGCUAGGGUCUGGGAGCUUUCCAGCAGCCCUGCCCUCAGGCCCAGCAGGUGAGCUCCAUGCCAAGGUUCCAAGUGGACAGCCCCCUAAUUUUGCCCGGUCCCCUGGGACAGGUGCAUUUGUGGGCACUCCCUCUUCUAUGCGUUUCACCUUCCCUCAGGCGGUAGGGGAGCCUGUCCUAAAGCCCCCUGCUCCUCAGCCUGUUCUCCCCCAACCCCAUGGGAUCAAUAGCCAUUUGGGGCCUGGUGCCACCUUGUGCAAGCCUCAAAGCACAAACUAUGCUGUAGCCACUGGGAACUUCCACACAUCGGGUAGCCCACUUGGGCCCAGCAGUGGGUCCACCGGAGAAGGCUAUGGGUUGUCCCCACUACGACCACCAUCAGUCCUGCCUUCACCUGCACCCGAUGGGUCCCUCUCCUACCUGUCCCAUGGAGCCUCACAGCGAGUAGGGAUCACCUCUCCAUCUGAGAAGCGAGAAGAACCAGGGGCUGGAAUGGGCAGCUCCCUAGCAGCACCUGAACUCCCAGGUGCACAGGAUCCAGGCAUGCCCAGCCUCAGCCAGACGGAACUGGAGAAGCAACGGCAGCGACAGCGACUGCGGGAGCUGCUGAUUCGGCAGCAGAUCCAGCGUAACACCCUGAGGCAGGAGAAGGAAACAGCUGCAGCAGCUGCAGGAGCAGUGGGGCCCCCGGGCAGCUGGGGUGCUGAGCCCAACAGCCCUGCCUUUGAGCAGCUGAGUCGGGGCCAGACUCCGUUCCCUGGAACCCAGGAGAAGAGCAGCCUUGUGGGACUGUCCCAAAACAAGCUGGGUGGCCCUGUCCUGGGUGCAGGAACCUUCCCCAGUGAUGACAGACUCUCUCGGCCACCUCCAUCAGCCACUCCUUCUAUUGAUGUGAACAGCCGACAACUAGUAGGAGGCUCCCAGGCCUUCUAUCAGCGAACACCCUAUCCUGGGUCCCUGCCCUUACAACAACAACAACAGCAGCAGCAGUUGUGGCAGCAACAACAGCAGCAACAAUCAACAGCAGCAACCCCCAUGCGACUUGCAAUGUCCACUCGCUUUCCAUCAACUCCUGGGCCUGAGCUUGGCCGCCAAGCCCUAGGUUCUCCUUUGACAGGAAUUCCUACUCGCUUGCCUGGUCCUGGUGAGCCAGUGCCUGGUCCAGUUGGUCCUGCUCAGUUCAUUGAAUUACGGCACAAUGUGCAGAAAGGACUAGGACCUGGAGGGCCUCCAUUCCCUGGUCAGGGACCCCCACAGAGACCUCGUUUUUACUCUGUAAGUGAGGAUCCUCACCGAUUAGCCCCUGAAGGACUUCGAGGCCUGGCAGUAUCAGGACUUCCGCCACAGAAACCCUCAGCCCCACCAGCCAAUGAAUUAAACAAUAACCUCCAUCCAGCACCUCACACCAAGGGUCCCACUAUGUCCACUGGCUUAGAACUGGCCACCCGGCCCCCUUCAAGCACUGAACUUAGCCGUCCCACUCCCUUGGCCCUGGAAGCUGGAAAGCUGCCUUGUGAGGAUUCUGAGCUGGAUGAUGACUUUGAUGCUCACAAGGCCCUGGAAGAUGAUGAGGAGCUUGCUCACCUGGGCUUGGGUGUGGAUGUGGCCAAGGGUGAUGAUGAGCUGGGGACUCUGGAAAACCUGGAAACUAAUGACCCUCACCUAGAUGACCUACUCAAUGGAGAUGAAUUUGACCUACUGGCCUAUACUGAUCCUGAGCUGGACACUGGAGACAAGAAGGACAUUUUCAACGAACAUCUAAGACUGGUUGAGUCAGCCAAUGAGAAAGCUGAGCGAGAGGCCUUGCUGCGGGGAGUGGAGCAAGGACCCUUGGGCUCUGAGGAGCGUCCUGCCCCCGCCCCUGCCCCCGCCCCUGCUUCUGAUGCCUCUGAGCCGCACCUGGCACCAGUACUUCCUGAAAUAAAAACCAAGGUGGAGGAAAGUGGACGCCACCCUUCCCCUUGCCAGUUUACCAUUACCACCCCCAAGGUAGAGCCAACACCUGUCACCACUUCGCUGAGCCUGGGGCUGAAACCAGGACAGAAUGUGAUAGGCCGGGAAACACGGGUGGGCACAGGGCCCUUUUCCAGCAGUGGGCAUACAGGUGAAAAAGGUCCCUUUGGGGCCACAGGAGGACCAUCAGCUCACCUGCUGACUUCUAGCCCAUUGAGUGGCCCAGGAGGCUCUUCGCUAUUGGAAAAAUUUGAACUGGAAAGUGUGGCCUUGCCUGGUGGACACACAGCAUCUGGGGAUGAGUUGGACAAGAUGGAGAGUUCCCUGGUGGCUAGUGAGUUGCCUUUACUCAUUGAGGAUCUUUUGGAGCAUGAAAAGAAGGAGCUACAGAAGAAGCAGCAGCUUUCAGCACAGCUACAGCCUGCCCAGCAGCAACAACAGCAGCAUUCUCUACUGUCCACGUCAGGUUCUACCCAAGCCAUGCCUUUGCCACACGAGGGCUCUUCUAGUUUGACUGGGCCCCAACAGCAGCUUACCUUGGGUCUUGGAGGUGUGCGACCACCAGGCUUGGCUCAACCACUGAUGCCCACCCAGCCACCACCUCAUGCCCUCCAACAGCGCCUGGCCCCACCCAUGGCCAUGGUGUCCAACCAAGGGCAUGUGCUAAGUGGACAGCAUGGAGGGCAAACUGGAUUGAUAUCCCAGCAGAGCCCACAGCCAAUGAUGGCACAGAAGCCCAUGGGCACUAUGCCACCUUCCAUGUGCAUGAAGCCCCAGCAGCUGCCAAUACAGCAGCAGCUGGCGAACAGCUUCUUCCCAGAUACAGAUCUGGACAAAUUUGCUGCAGAAGAUAUUAUUGAUCCUAUUGCAAAGGCCAAGAUGGUAGCCUUGAAAGGAAUCAAGAAAGUUAUGGCUCAGGGCACUAUUGGGGUGGCACCUGGUAUGAACAGGCAGCAAGUGUCACUGCUAGCCCAGCGGCUCUCAGGGGCGCCUGGCAAUGAUCUGCAGAACCAUGUGGCAGCUGGGAAUGGCCAGGACCGGAGUGCCAGUGACCCCUCCCAGCCUCGUCCCAACCCACCCACUUUUGCUCAGGGGGUCAUAAAUGAGGCUGACCAGCGGCAGUAUGAGGAAUGGCUGUUCCACACCCAACAACUCCUACAGAUGCAGCUAAAGGUGCUAGAGGAGCAGAUUGGUGUGCACCGAAAGUCCCGGAAGGCACUGUGUGCCAAGCAGCGCACUGCCAAAAAGGCUGGCCGAGAGUUUCCAGAGGCUGAUGCUGAGAAGCUUAAGCUGGUCACAGAACAGCAGAGCAAGAUCCAGAAACAGCUGGAUCAGGUCCGAAAACAACAGAAAGAACACACUAAUCUCAUGGCAGAAUAUCGGAAUAAGCAGCAGCAACAGCAACAACAACAACAACAGCACUCAGCUGUGCUGGCCCUCAGCCCUUCCCAGAGUCCCCGACUACUCACUAAGCUCCCUGGUCAACUCCUCCCAGGCCAUGGGCUGCAGCCACCUCAGGGACCCCUCGGUGGGCAAGCUGGAGGUCUUCGCCUGCCUCCUGGGGGCAUGGCACUGCCUGGACAACCAGGUGGUCCCUUCCUCAACACAGCCCUGGCCCAACAGCAGCAACAGCAACAUUCUAGUGGGGCUGGGGCCCUGCCUGGUCCCUCUGGUGGUUUCAUGCCUGGCAACUUUGCUCUUCGGGGCCUGGGACCUGAUUCAAGACUUUUGCAGGAAAGGCAGCUGCAGCUUCAGCAGCAGCGCAUGCAGCUAGCCCAGAAACUGCAGCAGCAGCAGCAGCAGCAGCAACAGCAACAGCAACAGCAGCAACAGCACCUUCUAGGACAGGUGGCGGUCCAGCAGCAACAGCAGCAGGGCCCAGGGGUGCAGGCAAACCAGCCCAUGGGUCCCAAACCCCAGGCACUUCUGCCUCCCAACAGCCAUCAGGGCCUCCUGGUCCAACAGCUGUCCCCCCAACCACCUCAGGGGCCCCAGGGCAUGAUGGGCCCUGCCCAGGUAGCAGUGUUGCAGCAGCAACACCAGCAGCACCCUGGAGCUAUGGGCCCCCAAGGCUCUCACAGACAGGUACUUCUGACCCAGCCUCGCGUGCUAAGCUCCCCCCAGCUGGCACAGCAGGGGCAGGGCCUUAUGGGACACCGGCUAGUCACAUCCCAGCAGCAGCAACAGCAGCACCAACAGCAGGGAUCCAUGGCAGGACUCACCCACCUUCAGCAGGGUUUGAUGCCACAUAGUGGACAGUCCAAACUGAAUACACAGCCCAUGGGCUCCUUACAGCAGCAGCAGCUUCAGCAGCACCCAUUUCAACAACAGCUACAGCAACAGCUUCAGCAGCAGCAGCUACAACAGCAACAGCAGCAGCUGCAACAACAACAACAGCUACAACAGCAGCAGCUGCAGCAGCAACAGUUACAGCAGCAGCAACAGUUACAACAGCAGCAGCAGUUACAGCAGCAGCAACAGUUACAGCAGCAGCUACAGCAGCAACAGUUUCAACAGCAGCAGCAGCAAAUGGGCCUUUUGAACCAGAACAGAACUUUACUGUCUCCUCAGCAGCAGCAGCAACAGGUGACACUAGGUCCUGGCAUGCCAGCCAAGCCUCUUCAACACUUUUCUAGCCCUGGAGCUCUGGGCCCAUCUGUCCUCCUGACGGGCAAAGAACAAGGCGUUGCAGAGACAGCUCUUCCUCCAGAGGUCACUGAGGGUCCCUCCACACAUCAGGGAGGCCCAAUAGCAAUCGGGACUACACCUGAAUCAAUGGCCACUGAGCCAGGGGAGGUAAAGCCCUCACUCUCUGGGGACUCACAGCUCCUGCUUGUCCAACCCCAGGCCCAGCCUCAGCCCAAUUCCCUGCAGCUACAGCCACCUUUGAGGCUCCCAGGACAGCAGCAGCAGCAGCAGCAGCAGCAAGUUAACUUGCUUCACACAGCAGGUGGGGGAAGCCAUGGGCAGCUAGGCAGUGGAUCAUCUGAAGCCACAUCUGUGCCCCACCUGCUGCCCCAACCCUCUGUUUCCUUAGGGGAGCAGCCUGGUCCCAUGACGCAGAACCUUCUGGGUCCCCAGCACCCCCUUGGGCUAGAGCGGCCCAUGCAAAGUAAUAUAGGGCCACAAAAUCCAAAACCAGGAUCUGUCUCCCAAUCUGGACAGGGCUUGCCUGGGGCUGGCGUCAUGCCUACAGUGGGUCAACUUAGAGCACAGCUUCAAGGAGUCCUGGCCAAAAACCCACAGCUGCGGCACUUGAGUCCUCAGCAGCAACAACAGCUACAGGCACUUCUCAUGCAGCGGCAACUGCAGCAGAGUCAGGCAAUUCGCCAGACUCCACCCUACCAGGAGCCUGGGACCCAGCCAUCUCCCCUCCAGGGCCUCCUAGGCCGCCAACCUCAACUUGGUAGCUUCCCUGGAUCCCAAACAGUCCCUCUCCAGGAGCAGCUGGGGACAGGGCCUCGAACUCAAGGCACACCCCGGCUCCCUGGUCCACAAGGAGCCUUAUCAGUAGGACCAGUCCUUGCCCCUGUCCAUCCCACACCCCCACCAUCCAGUCCCCAAGAGCCAAAGAGACCAUCCCCACAAUUACCUUCUCCCAGUCCCCACCUACCCUCCGAGGUCCAGCUCACUCCUACCCAACCAGGGACUCCAAAGCCCCAGGCACCACCUUUAGAACUGCCUUCUGGGAGGGUCUCGCCUGCAACUGCCCAGCUUGCGGACACCUUCUUUGGCAAGGGUCUGGGACCCUGGGAUCCCCCUGACAACCUAGCAGAAGCUCAGAAGUCAGAGGAUAGCAGCUUGGUACCUGGGCAUCUGGAGAAGGUGAAUGGGCAGACGAUACCUGAGCCACCCCAUCUCAGCAUCAAACAGGAGCCUCGGGAAGAACCAUGUGCCCUGGGGGCUCAGGCAGUGAAAAGGGAGGCCAAUGGGGAGCCACUAGGGGCACCAGGUACCAGCAACCACCUCCUGCUGGCAGGCCCCCGCUCAGAGGCCGGACAUCUGCUCUUGCAGAAGCUUCUACGGGCAAAGAAUGUGCAGCUUAGCACUGGGCGGGGGCCCGAGGGGCUGCGAGCCGAGAUCAACGGGCACAUUGACAGCAAGUUGGCUGGGCUGGAGCAGAAACUACAGGGUACCCCCAGCAACAAGGAGGAUGCAGCAGCAAGGAAGCCAUUGACCCCGAAGCCCAAGCGGGUACAGAAGGCAAGCGACAGGUUGGUGAGCUCCCGAAAGAAGCUGCGGAAGGAGGACGGGGUCAGGGCCAGCGAGGCCUUGCUGAAACAGCUGAAACAGGAGCUGUCCCUGCUGCCCCUAACUGAGCCUAUGAUCACCGCCAAUUUUAACCUUUUUGCCCCCUUUGGCAGUGGCUGUCCCAUUAGUGGGCAGAGCCAACUGAGGGGGGCCUUUGGAAGUGGGGCACUGUCCACUGGCCCUGACUACUAUGCUCAGCUGCUUACCAAGAAUAACCUGAGUAACCCGCCGACACCACCCUCGUCGCUGCCCCCCACCCCACCCCCAUCGGUGCAGCAGAAGAUGGUGAAUGGUGUCACCCCAUCUGAAGAAUUGGGGGAGCACCCCAAGGAUGCCACCUCUGCCCGGGAGACUGAAGGAGCUUUAAGGGAUGCUUCAGAGGUGAAGAGUUUAGACCUGCUGGCUGCCCUGCCUACACCACCUCACAAUCAGACUGAGGAUGUCAGGAUGGAGAGUGAUGAAGACAGUGAUUCUCCUGACAGUAUUGUGCCAGCUUCAUCCCCUGAGAGCAUCCUAGGGGAGGAGGCACCUCGUUUCCCUCAACUGGGCUCAUGCCAGUGGGAGCAGGAUGACCGCGCCCUAUCCCCAGUCAUCCCCAUCAUUCCUCGGGCCAGCAUCCCAGUCUUCCCAGAAAUGAAACCUUUUGGGACCCUGGACCUAGAGGCCCAAGGGAAGCUGCCUACAACAACUUGGGAAAAGGGCAAAGGAAGUGAGGUGUCAGUCAUGCUGACAGUGUCUGCUGCUGCAGCCAAGAACCUGAACGGUGUGAUGGUGGCAGUGGCAGAGCUGCUAAGCAUGAAGAUUCCUAACUCAUAUGAAGUGCUCUUCCCAGAGAGCCCUGCACGGACUGGCAUUGAGCCUAAGAAGGGGGAAGCUGAGGGCCCUGGUGGGAAAGAGAAAGUUGUGGGAAGCAAGAACCCAGAAGCUGGCCCUGAUUGGCUAAAACAGUUUGAUGCAGUCCUCCCUGGCUAUACCCUCAAGAGCCAGUUAGACAUCUUGAGCCUCCUAAAACAGGAGAGCUCUGCCCCAGAGCCAUCCACCCAGCACAGCUACACUUACAGUGUCUCCAAUCUGGACGUGCGACAGCUCUCAGCCCCACCUCCUGAAGAACCUUCUCCACCUCCCUCCCCCUUAGCCCCCUCUCCUGCCAGCCCCCCUGCUGAAUCCCUGGUUGAACUCCCGGCCGAACCCUCGGCUGAGCCACCAGUCCCUUCUCCUCUGCCACUGGCUUCAUCCCCUGAGUCAGCCCGGCCCAAGUCCCGAGCCCGGCCCUCAGAGGAAGGGGAGGAUUCAUGCCCCCCUCACCUCAAAAAAUGGAAAGGGGUACGCUGGAAACGGCUGCGGCUGCUGUUGACCAUCCAAAAGGCCAGUGGGCGGGAGGAAGAUGAGCGGGAAGUUGCAGAGUUCAUGGAGCAGCUUGGCACAGCCCUUCGACCUGACAAGGUGCCUCGAGACAUGCGUCGUUGCUGCUUCUGUCAUGAGGAAGGGGAUGGGGCCACUGAUGGGCCUGCCCGUCUGCUGAACCUGGACCUAGACCUGUGGGUGCACCUCAACUGUGCCUUGUGGUCCACAGAGGUGUAUGAAACCCAGGGUGGGGCACUAAUGAACGUGGAGGUUGCUCUGCACCGUGGACUGCUAACCAAGUGUUCCCUGUGCCAGCGUACUGGUGCCACCAGCAGCUGCAAUCGCAUGCGUUGCCCUAACGUCUACCAUUUUGCCUGCGCCAUCCGCGCCAAGUGCAUGUUCUUCAAGGACAAGACCAUGCUGUGCCCAAUGCAUAAGAUCAAAGGGCCUUGUGAACAGGAGCUGAGCUCUUUUGCUGUCUUCCGACGGGUCUAUACUGAACGGGACGAAGUGAAGCAAAUUGCUAGUAUCAUCCAGCGGGGAGAGCGAUUGCACAUGUUCCGUGUGGGUGGCCUUGUGUUCCAUGCCAUUGGACAGCUGCUCCCUCACCAGAUGGCUGACUUCCAUAGUGCCACAGCCCUCUAUCCUGUGGGCUACGAGGCCACUCGCAUCUACUGGAGCCUCCGCACCAACAACCGGCGUUGCUGCUAUCGCUGCUCCAUCGGCGAGAACAAUGGGCGACCAGAAUUUGUAAUCAAAGUCAUGGAGCAGGGCUUGGAGGACCUGGUGUUCACUGACGCCUCCCCCCAGGCUGUGUGGAAUCGCAUCAUUGAGCCUGUAGCUGCCAUGAGAAAAGAGGCUGACAUGCUGCGGCUCUUCCCUGAGUACCUGAAAGGAGAAGAGCUCUUCGGGCUGACGGUGCAUGCGGUGCUUCGCAUAGCUGAAUCACUGCCUGGUGUGGAGAACUGUCAAAACUAUUUAUUCCGCUAUGGUCGUCACCCUCUGAUGGAGCUACCACUCAUGAUCAACCCCACAGGCUGUGCCCGAUCAGAACCUAAAAUUCUCACACACUACAAACGGCCUCACACCCUGAACAGCACCAGCAUGUCCAAGGCCUAUCAGAGCACCUUCACAGGCGAGACCAACACCCCCUACAGCAAGCAGUUUGAUCUAGAAAAGCACACAAUGGUCAUCGAGUACAUUGGCACCAUCAUUCGCAAUGAGGUGGCCAACCGGCGGGAGAAAAUCUAUGAAGAGCAGAAUCGAGGCAUCUACAUGUUCCGGAUAAACAAUGAACAUGUGAUUGAUGCUACGUUGACUGGAGGCCCUGCCAGGUAUAUUAACCAUUCCUGUGCCCCUAACUGUGUGGCAGAAGUUGUGACUUUUGAUAAGGAGGACAAAAUCAUCAUCAUCUCCAGCCGUUAG
Molecule: messenger RNA, 16419 nt
Organism: Elephantulus edwardii (Cape elephant shrew)
Lineage: Eukaryota; Metazoa; Chordata; Mammalia; Macroscelidea; Macroscelididae
Gene: KMT2D
Product: lysine (K)-specific methyltransferase 2D
Exons: 56
Coding region: 1-16419 (5472 amino acids)
Biological process (GO): positive regulation of transcription by RNA polymerase II
Cellular component (GO): nucleus; MLL3/4 complex
Molecular function (GO): histone binding; histone H3K4 methyltransferase activity; transcription coactivator activity
Source: RefSeq, a predicted model, not a curated record